Zootermopsis nevadensis is the source of this 7374-nucleotide messenger RNA. NCBI's taxonomy places the organism in Eukaryota, Metazoa, Arthropoda, Insecta, Blattodea, Termopsidae. The record is from RefSeq and is a predicted model, not a curated record.
CGCUCAUGUACCUGUCCGCCAUGUUGCAUUCCUACUGUUGAGGGGGAGUUGACGUCUUGGAGGGGUGUAAAGCACUUCGUGACAAGAUGCGACUCGGUUUGCUCUGGGCCCUGUAUCAAAGGGUUCGCCAGGACAAUGUUUAGCGAAGUGUGCUGUGAACUGUUGAGUGCGUGUGUUCGCUUGUUCGGAUACGGAAAUCGGAUGUCUGCCACACAUUGUUCGUAAUUCAAGUGGAGCCACUUGACACUGCCCAUUCACAAACAGGCGCUGACCCCAUCAUCAUAAGCCUGGCCAGUCAGUGAUACUGAUACCUGAGGUCGUGUGUGCAUGCAUACACCUUCCUCUCAAGAGAGGUAUGGUCCUCGUGAAGUGUGCCCCGUCAAACUUUCUCUCCAGCUCCCUCCCUCCCUCGCCUCACCGCUCGCCGUGACACGAGGUACCUCCUUAACCUGGGCACUAUGAUACAUUGGAGGGAGCAUAGCGACAAGACUGCAGCUGUAUUUCUGCCCGAUAAUGCACACGCCCGUGGGAACAAUGGAAUGCUCUCAGGAUGCAGAUGGGUCUGUUUCUCUGUCCGCCAGCCGAGACGACCAAGACAACUUUAGGAACAGUAUAUUGUGCAUCAAAGAGGAAUUGGGGCAAUUGAGUCUGCAGUCGUCAUCACCCAAGGAAGAGCCUCCUCCAGAAGAACGUUCUGAUGAGACCAGUCAUGACGACUCAAGCAAGCAAUCUCCCUGUAGUCCUGGUGUCAGUGUUGGCUAUCAAGACCAUUCAGCAGCUCAGCACACUGGCUGGAUUGAUGGUCUCUGGGGCUGUCUCCGUCCAGUCUGGACCAUCAUUGGCAAGGCAACUGCAAAUGAAAUCAAAGGACACCAAGAUGACUGGGAAAUACCAUUUGAGUCAAUCAGUGAUCUGAAGUGGCUGGGCUCUGGUGCUCAAGGUGCUGUCUUCAGCGGUAAGCUCAGAGGAGAAGUGGUUGCUGUGAAGAAAGUUAGGGAGCAAAAGGAAACAGACAUUCGGAAUCUCAGGAAACUAAAUCAUCCCAACAUUGUGCAGUUCAAGCCAGAACAUAAAAAGGAUGAUGAUGAUCAUGGUGUCACUUCCAGGGGUGUGUGCACACAAGCUCCUUGCUACUGCAUCAUUAUGGAGUUUUGUCCAUAUGGCCCACUGUAUAAUCUACUCAAAGAUGGAGAAGAAGUUCCACCAUUGCGACUUGUCAAUUGGGCAAAACAGAUAGCUUCUGGAAUGCACUAUCUACACAAUCACAAGAUUAUUCAUCGUGAUCUCAAGAGUCCAAAUGUUUUAAUUGGUCAUGGGGAGGUAGUGAAAAUAAGUGAUUUUGGUACAAGUCGAGAAUGGAAUGAAAUUAGUACCAAAAUGACCUUUGCUGGAACUGUAGCUUGGAUGGCUCCUGAAAUUAUACGUAGUGAACCAUACUCAGAGAAAGUGGACAUAUGGUCUUAUGGUGUGGUGUUGUGGGAACUCUUGACCUGUGAAACACCAUACAAAGAUGUAGGCUCUUCAGCCAUUAUGUAUGGAGUAGGGAGUUAUUCAUUGCAUCUUCCAAUCCCCUCAACAUGUCCAGAAGGUUUCCGCCUGCUGGUAAAACAGUGUUGGAACGCUAAACCUCGAAAUAGGCCUUCAUUCAAGAACAUCCUUAUCCACUUGGACAUUGCAUCUGUAGAAGUUCUUAACAGGUCACCUGAAGACUAUCUGAGAACACAGGCAACAUGGAAGCAGGAAAUAAGAUUGCAUAUGCAGCAGAUGCAGUCAAAUGGAACCCAUCUUCCAAAAUAUGAAGAGGAUAUAAUAAAGAAGAGAAAUGAUGAAUUGAAGCAUGCUCAGGAUAUCAGGGAGCACUAUGAGCGCAAGUUAGAUCGUGUCAAUGACAUGUAUAUGGAGAUGAUUACCCGAUUACUGCAGGUAGACCAGCAGAAACAGGAGCUGAUGGUGAAGUUAUUGCAAGUAGAACAGCGAGAACAGGUGCUGAGAGUGAAGCUGCGCCAGGUAGAGAAGUGGGAGCAGGCAUUACUCAAACGAGAGAAGAAAGUUGGAAUCAAGCACUCGUUGCUGAAAGCACAGAAGCAGCUGUGCAAGCGCCACUCUUCCAGCAAUCAUUCCACUCCUACCUCACCUGAGAUGCAGACUAGUCCAGAGUCACCACAUAACUGGGCCCAUGGGAAUCCCAUCAUGGCAGCCUUAGUACUUAACAGUGUAUCACAGCAGCCUGAGAGCCUAAUCACUACUACUGGAGGUGCACCUUGUGAACAUCUUUUGAAACAACACAGAUGUAGGACACAAAGCAGCUUCACAAAAUCUGGUGCCAGCCAAAAUAAAAAGACUGAUGCCAGUUCCAAACUACAGUAUUUGGUGGAUGGUGAGACACAGACUGAAAUGAUGGACAUCAGUGAAACUGACACCAGUCCUAACCCCCACUUUGCUGGCCGUCAGUUUAGUGUGACCGUAUCUCAGGCAGGCACAGUCAAAGAGGUAGAAGAGCACAAAGUGAUAGAUAAAUCUCCAGGGACAGAGAGCUUAAAUGGAAAUAGCAUAAAUUGUGAUGACAAACUGCAACCACAUCCUGAUCACUCGGAUGAUUCUGAACCAAAUUGCAAUUUAAGACUGUCUAUUCGUGAAAGUGAUGAUGAAAAUUUGGAAAGUCUUGGAAGGAAAGUGAAUGAAAUUUUGAAUGGAAACAGAGCAUCUGCACCACCUGCUGUCGAAACCACUGCCAACAAUGGGAACCCUGAUGAUGUUAUUUCAAUGCUAUCAGGGUUAAGUCAUAAGGAUGGAUUUUGCAGUGAAGAAGAACUAGCCAGGAGAAUUGUGGCAGCUGGUAGAAGUGGCCGAGAGUUAUCAGCCCAGUAUCAAGGUGUUAUUGUUUCUGUAGAUUCAGUACACCCUGUUGCAAAACUUAGGCUGAGACAGGGAGACAGUUCUGAAACAAUAGACUCUCAAGACUCAAGGGAUGAUAUGUGUGAAAGUUGGUCAGAAGAGGAAGAAGGAGAGUAUUCAGCAGGCAGCUAUGAACUUCACCGAGGGAGCUUUGCUCGGCGGCCUGUUGCUCCACGAUGUAGGUCACGUAGGCUGAAGAAAUCCACAGUUGUUACAGCUGAUGUUGCUGGGUCUGAUGAAGAGAAUACUCCAGACUACAGUCAUCCCCCAUCUAGUCAGUGCUCUACUCUGGAGAGCAACCCUGAUCUACCUCAAAUUGUGCAGAGGCUAGGAUCAGCAGCAAAAAAGAGGCCCCAUUGUGAUACCAAGGAGAAACCUGGAAAAACUUCAGCUAACAGUUCAGAUUCUGAAUCAGAUGAUAUCAGUGAAAUGACUAUUGCGUCUCAACUUGGAAAAUCACCUAAACUGGAAACAGUGGUAUGAUGAACAUAGACAUCUGGAUAACAUUUGUAGUGGUCAUCAUUUUGAUUACAUUUAAGGAAACUUACUAUCAUUAGGCAUCCAGUUAAGAAUUUGAAGAACAUGGUUGUAAAUAGUAUUACUGUCUGCACAACCUUUCAUUAUAUGAUACUGCACUACAUGUUCUGACCUCUUUUUGCCAUCUUCUUGUGCAUAUCUUAAAUAUUAAAUGGUAUGAUGGAUAGGAAAUCACAGUAAUCAACUGCAAACCAAUGCAUGGAUCCAUAAAGUGAUUUCCUGUCUGUGGUACCAUCUGAUGUUUAUGAUAUGCAAUUGAAGAAGGCUGGAAGAGGUCGAAACAUGUAGUGCAGUAUGAUACAGUAAAUGGUUGUGUAGAUGGUAAAUUGAAUUCAUCACAUUCCAGGAUCCUGUUAAGAAGCCUAAUUAUUAAUUCAUGUACCAAUAUUUUUAAAACACAACAUGAAAUGAUUAAUGUGCCCAUUUUAGAGGCUUUUUUUUAGUUAAGAAUUUGACUAGUGUCCAGUUAUUUAUUUAUAUUUCUGAGCAAUGAGAAGUGUGAGGAACUGGACACUAAUUAAAUAAACAGUACGUCGUAAAAGCUGAAACCAAAAAGUCCCUCCUUUUUUAUCAAUGGAAUUUGUCAUGUGGCUAUCAGGGAUUUAUUAAGGCAUGAGCAAUUCCAUUCACAAUUGGUGAUUAACAAAGUCUGUGGAAGAUAAUCUGAUGUUAAAGUUUCUUAAAAAGUUCUGUGUGAGGAACAAAAAAGAUUAGAUUACUUCUGUGGAAAAUAUGUAAUUACUUAUGCUUUAAAUAGAAAUACAUUUUAGAAAAGUAAAUCCAAAGUGCAGGUGAAAUUUGGAUUUUUAUGUAGGUAUAAUUAGAGUUUCUGAAAUGUUACCAUCAUGUUGUCAUCACCAUAUUUAACAGACAACUUCAAAUUGGAAUGCUCUUGUGUGGGUUGUGAAAAUUGACAUUCCUUCAAGUCUGGAUUGUAUAAAUACAGUAUUUGCAAUAACUGUAUUAGUUUCUCCUCAGGUAACACAUCUACAGUAGAGGCAGUUCAUACUUGAGUUUGUGGGGAAAUGCAAGUGGUUAGUCACGCAUUUCUUCAGGCUGAGAUUUCACCAGUAGAGCGUACAAUUUACUAUGUCUGUGUGUGAACACAGUUUCUUAACAAGUGGUGCAAGUAACUGUGUAGCAGCCUGGUGGAAUGUGUUGUGUCCAACUAUCAGCCAUCACUUGUUAAUAUGAACAUUUUAAACUACUUGUAAAAGCCAUUCCAUCCUUAUGUCAUGUUUUGUUAUAAUUUAUUUUUUAUGAUUUUGUAUUUUAAGGGAAACUAUUCUAAAUGAAAAAUAGAGCAAUUCAUGAUAGUGAGUUUAGAUGUGUUUUGCCACGAUCAGUGGCAGAUAGAUGUAGCACAGCACAACAUUUUUUGCUCGCCAUGUUUCUAUGUUGAAGGUCUGUUACAUCUUCAUAUUGCUAUGAAUGUGAUAUUCCUAAUUGUAACUGUAAGACUUUUAAAACCAUUACCAUGACAGCCUAAACACUGUGCAAUUUUUUUAGAAAUAUGUGUGGUGUUAUUUAUUUUCUCAGAUAAUUAGUAAGGAAGACUUUUGCAAUUAGUGCACUAUAAUUUCUAUAAGUCACAUACUGAAAUUGGUUCAUAUUAUUUAAUCAGGAUCUGAUGCCAUUAAUGUUAAUAGUUAUUACGAUAAAUGUGUCAAUAUCUGUUUUUACUAAAUGUUUUUAGACAGCCUAGACAGUCAGAAUCACUGAACUGGACAAGUGCAAUUUUAGUUACUUGCCAUAUGCCACAAAAUCUGUUUCCUCAGAAUAUUGCUGGAAAGGCAGUCUAGAUCCUUAUAAAGAUAGGAUUUCAGUAUAUAUAAAUUUCUAUAGAACCACCUUUGAUACAAGUUUCACUGUACUCAUGUGACUUCUGCAAGUUCAUGCUAUUUUGUGUACCUGCUACUGAACAAUUUGCCUAAUUUUAGACAAAAUAGAACAGUACGAUAGUUUUGUAAAUUAAGAGGAAAGCUUUGAAAGAGAAUAGUAACAUUUAUUAAGAUUAUUAAUAAGAACAGUGAGAAUAAAAUAAAUUACAGUUUCAUACACUGCAUGCUGUCUUGCUAAAUGAAGAGAAUUUACUACUACAAAAAGAUGUCUUAGAUGAGAGCAGUGAAACAUUCUGCUGGAAUGUUCUUGUUUGAUAAUCAUUGGUUAAAAUGGGCCUACUUCAUUAUAUUUUUAUUUUAACUCAGUGUCAUAUUUGUCAUAAUUAUUACAAAGGAUUUUAAUAUAAUGCACUUUUACAUAUUCAAGUGGUAGGUGCAAAUAAGUGUGCUGGAUACUAGAUCAAGUUUCCAAACUAUGUACUGAAUUUGGAUGAUUAUGUGGCAUUUUGAGGACAACUGCACCACAUGUACUCUGACAUAAUAGGCAGGAUUUUGUGAUGGUUCAGAAAAUUGGUCUCCUUUGUCAUGGGAGAGUAGGCAGUGAUGUGUAUAUGACCCAACCCACUGCAGUGCAGACAACAGCAAGAAUUUUAACAUUAGCUGCAACUUCAGAAUGUUAUGCUUUAAAACCCAUUCUUAUGUUUCUCUUAGAAUUUUAUUCCACUAAAACUUGCAUAAGUAAUAUAAUUCAUCUCCUGUCAUGUGAAACAAAGACAUGUUCAUGUUGUGUAUAAGAUGGUUUGUGUAUGACAGUUAAACGAUGAUGUGAUGCAGCUCCUUGUCAGUAUUAUACUCAACAGUAGAUGCCUUCACAUUCAUUAAAGAGGUGCCUCUACCCUUUCAUAUAUACAAGGCCUGAUCAAAAACUGUCAAGACUGAAUUUAUGUCUUGGAUAAAUCACACUAUACAGCAAUACAGCUGUGAAGAACAUAUUGACAAGAUGUUCUUCUGGUUUUGGUGCCAUGUGGACUCACAUCUACUGACAAGUCUAAACAGCACCAAAACACAGAAAAUCCUCAUCCUCACAGCCACAAAAACCUCAAAUCUCUCAUGCAUGAUACAACAUUAGCAGGUGUGUUUACAUUUCAUUCCAUUGUUUGUCAUUCAUGAUUAGUGUUCAAAAUCUGUAUUGAUUUAAUGGUGUCUGAGAGUAAAGAACGUGUGUGUUAAAUUUUGUGAAACUAUUGGAAAGAAUGUAUCAGUUGGUGCAGAUAACUUUUGAAAAUGCAAUAGUGUGUGCAGGGCAUGAGUUUUUGAAAGGUUUCAUUUCAGUGAUAAGCCUGCAUGAUGCACUUUAAGCAGUAUAAGUGAUGAGGUUUAGUAAGAAAUGACAUGAAAUUGCUGGAGAGAGGAAUUUAUUUCAUGUUAGGCCAUUUUAACCGUAAGGUUUGGAUAUGAGGUAAGUUGUGUCUCAUCCAAAUUCAUUGCUUUUUUGGCACAUGAUCAGAAAGAAAAUUGCUUUCAAGUAUGCAGAAAAUAAUGAAAUAUACUGGAUGAAAAUGUGUCAAAAAACAUAAUUACAGAUGAGACACUGGUCUAUAGUUAUGAUUUUGAAACUAGGCAUAUAUCAUACAAACAGAAACUUUGAAAGAAGCAUGCCAAGUGUACAGCAAAACCAAAUUGAUGCUGCUGAUUUUGUUUAUGAGGCUGUUACGCACCAUGAGUGAGCUCCACAAAGUCAGAAAACAUCUUAAUUUGCAAAUGCUGAUGCAUGAUAAAUGGCUGCAAGUAAAUUCACCAUGCUUCUGCCUACUAAGCUUUAUAUGUGCAGCAACUUUUAGGUGAAGAUAGCGUCAAAUUACACAGCCAUCUUGCUGACCAUAUAUAUAUUAUCCCAAUUUGUUUUCUGCUCUGUAAACUUUAAAGAAACCCUGAUUAUGUGGAAACAAUUGAACACAGUGCAGUGGACCAACUGUAUAUUUUGUUUGUGGGGUGCCUCCAGCAUUGGUAGGAAUGAUAGAAGUGUGUACAGUAAAUACUGACUACUAUGAACGAACGGUAACCUCCCAUCCUUAAAAAUACAUUUAUCUUCGAUUUUUGA